Molecule: messenger RNA, 3822 nt
Organism: Panonychus citri (citrus red mite)
Lineage: Eukaryota; Metazoa; Arthropoda; Arachnida; Trombidiformes; Tetranychidae
Gene: crm
Product: protein cramped-like
Exons: 1
Coding region: 213-3074 (953 amino acids)
Biological process (GO): pattern specification process
Cellular component (GO): nucleus
Molecular function (GO): chromatin binding
Source: RefSeq, a predicted model, not a curated record
AACUCGGAGUCUUUGUAUUUAAUUUUUUUGUUUUUUUCUUUCUCUUUGUCAUUUGUGUGUAAUAAUAAUUGUGUAAUUUAUUUAAAUUGCCAAUUCUUUUUUAUUUUUAUUAAUCAUUUUGUUCACUUUUCUUUUGGAUUAUAUAAGAAAAUAUCUUCUUCUUCUGUUUGUUUGUUUCUCGGUGUAUAUUUUUUGGUCUGUGUUAACAAAUUAUGAAAGAAGAUUCAACUGGAGGGCAACCAGAUGAUGAGAAUAAUAAUAGUAAUAAAGAAACAACAACUACAGCAGCAACAAAGGAUAAAUCAAAGAAUAAAAGGAAUCGUAAUUCUCCAUGGAAAAUCGAUGAUACCAAAUGGUUUUUCGAAGCUCUAUCAGAAUUUGGUAAAGAUUUUAGUUCCAUUCAAACCUAUAUCGCUGCAAGGGUUGAUAAAAAGGUUUCCAAUCCACCGGAGCAAGUUAAAAAUCGUGAACAGGUUCGCCAUUACUAUUAUCGAACAUGGCAUAAAAUAUCAACCGUUUUAACCUUUCCCGAUUUUAUUGACAAACAAACGCAAGAACUUUAUGGUCUAAUCAAUUUUGGUGAGAUUUGGAAAAAAUUAGGAUCCAAAGGUGAAGCUAAAAUUAAGGUUCAUCUUAAUGAGCUAAUUAAUACUGGUCAAACAGUUGUCAAGUUUAAAGGAAAAAAUCUUAAGAUAAAAACUCCCGUUUGUAAAGCGUUAAAAAAGCUACAUAAAUUAGAUGAUCAUCCAUCUUCUUCAUCAAAUGUUCAUAAUUUACCCAAAGAGAUAACCAUUGAAUUUCAACCAACCUCAAAUGAUGCCUGGUUAAGGGUACAUUCAUUAGCCCAAAAUCCAAGGAUUAGGAUAAGAUCACCUUUACAAAAGAGACUCUCCGAGAUUAUAAGUUACCUGGAAGGAAGAUGGUCAACUUUAAGGUAUCGAAGUUUAAUGAUGAUUACACAUAAUCGUAGUUGCUCACCAACAAUGGAACUUGAACCAGAGAAACUCCGAGUUUUCAUUCACUCAUCUUUUCUAGAUGAUCUCACGGGCAUUGUUAUUAAAAGAGUCCCAUUAAAUUUUAAUGCUCAAAUUGACCUUAGUUUAAGUGCCUACAUACAUAAAUUUCAUCAAAAUGGUAAAGAGUUACCAGAGAAGAGGAAAAAAAGUGUCUCCAGUUUAUCUUCAAGUUCAUCAAAUAAAUCAAAAAACAGUGAAACUGUUACCACCAAUGAGGCCAAAGAUUCAACAACAACAACUAAUCAAAGUAAAGAAAAAGUCAACACUAAAGAAAUAGAGAAAGUAAUUGACCUAGAAGAGAAAUCAAUUUUACCACCGAUUGCUGAAACAGUACGAUCUUUAUCAAUGUUACAAGAUAUGUUGGCACUAGCCAAUAAUGACACAACAAAUGAUCAUGAAUCUAUUAUCACCAGUGGUAUAUCAUCAUCAGAGAGUAAUAGAAAUGAAGAGGAAGUGAAUCUCAAUGAAAGAACGAUUUAUAUUGAUGAAUCUUCAAAAUCGGAGGGCAAAAACUCAAAUACAAUUUUACCUCUACCUCCAGCCAAUGCAACAAUCGGUGAAUGGUUAGGAGCUUUCAUAGCAAAUGGUCACGAUGAUGAUAGUAACAACAAUAACAACAACAACAAUAAUAAUAAUGAUAGUGCAAAUGAAGAUGUAAACAAAGGUGAUCACUUAAAAGACAAAGAUAAACAACCAUCAUCAACCACCACAACAACAACAACAACCAUUGAACCUGAAGCUGUUAAUCCUGUAAUUACAUCGGAAGAUAAAUAUCAAACAGUUAAUCAAGUUGUCGAUAUUGAUAUUUUACGAAAUGGUUGGACAAGUGAUACAACUGAUCUUCUAGUUGGUGAAUUAUAUUUAAUGUUAAAAAAUCCUGAGAAAAUAAUUCUUGAAUAUGAUUGGGUUAAAGAAGAUAAACAAAAGCAAGAAGAUAUCAAUGAUUGUCCAUCAUCGGUUAAACCAGCAUCACAAACACUGACCAAUGAUAGUAUUAAAAGUAGUAAAAAUGAAUCAACACAAACAGUUUUGGAUAAACUAAUAACCGUUGCUUCAAUAGCCUUAUUACACCUAAAGAAUCAACAAAUUACCGGAGAUACAAAUCUCGUUCUUUCACCUGUAAAAAGUAAAUCUUAUUCACGGAAAAACAAACGAUUAAAACUGGGCUCACCUCCACCUAUUUUACACCAUCAUCAUCAUCAUCAACAUCAACAUCAACACCAGCAUCAGCAUCAGCAUCCGCAUCCGCAGCAACAACAAACACAAGCAUCACCCUCAUCUCAUCAAUCCACUUCACUGUUAACAUUAUCUUCACCUUCAUCAUCAAUAGUAACGGUCUCACCAUCUCUCCAUCAUCAUCAUCAUCUUCAUUCAUUAAACUCUUCCACCUCUAAUUGUACAUCAAUCCUUUCACAAGAUCAUCUAAUAGCUGAUUCAUUAACCUCACCCAAUAUAUUACUUUCCAACUUAAUUUCUGAUACCAUACUUAAUGACAAUAUUUACUCAGAAUUAAAUAGCACAACAAUUAAUUUAACCACUUCAAGCGGAGAUAAACUUGAUAACUUGGAAUCUUUAAGUCCACCAAAGAUUGACCCAUCCCAGUGGUUUAAUAAUCAUCAUUCAACUUUCACCUCACCAAAUUUCAAUAAGACAAUAAUUAAACAACCAGGAAAACCUGUUCGCUGUAAUGAUCCAGCUCUCCUACAAGAAGCAAUUAAGCAGCUUAAUUCAAACAAAUUUAACACAAGGAAACAAUUGAGAAAACAAACACCCAAACCAACUUAUAUUGCCAAACCAACAGUUAUCAAUCGAUGCUCACCUAAUGUUAUCGGUGUUACACUUUCAACACCAGUGGGACAAUCAACAACAUCUUCAGCCGUUGCAACAGCAAAUCAAAUAAUUAAUCAUGUUGUUAAUUCAGGAUCUGUGAUUACCUCACAAUCAACCGGACAAACAGUACAAUUACCAGUGGUCAUACCAUCAUCAGAGGGCAAUAUUGUUGUUAGUCAAGCUCCAGUCCAACAAAAUUACCUGUCAACAAAUCCAGAUACCUGUUAAUCUGCUAAUUAUUACCAAGAACAAUUUUUUAAUAUGUUGAUUAAAUUGUUAAUUUAACAAGACUCUUAUAAUCCAAGCAGAUUUUGUUUUUGCUCAACAAUAGGACAACGUAUUAUUUACAAUUACGAAUCAAAAAAAUAAUCUCCAUCAUAUCAACAUGCAAAGAUGAUAUAAACAAUCGGAUAACAAUUAACCAAAGUCAAAAUGAUCACAUGGAUUGUCAUUAAAAUUGUUACAUAAUCAAAAAAAAACUUUAGUAAAAACAAAAACGACCGGUGGACAAAAAUUUAAAAGAACGAGAUUGUUUUUCUUAUCCUGAUGAAAAAACUUGUAUUCACAAUUAUCGAUUGACUCUGUUCGCAUAUGAUUUGCAAAAUUUUCAAAUAGUUAGAGCAACAAUUUACUAAUUAGCAUGUUUAAUGAUACUCUGAUUGUCUCUUUACACAUUAUACAUAAACAUACAUCUCGAAAACAUGUAACAUAAACAACAAUGAACCACCAAUAUUGUCAAUGUCCUGAUGGAUACAAACACCCAAACAACCAGAAUCCAAAUAUUAUUUUCCUCUUUUACCGUUAUCCCAAUCAUCUUCAUCUUCAUCCUCCACCUUUAUCCCUCUUGUCAAUGCCAAUUUAGCACCACAACAAUUUGGACAAUUCAAAUUUUUUCAUUAUUAUCACAUUUAAAAUUAACAAUAACUUUGUAUAGUUAUAGUUGAAUAACAUGAUAACAACACACAAAUUAACUGAA